AUGAGUCAUGCGCGGAUGGUGGCACAAUUCUUCCAGACAACACUGUAUGCCCGAUGGAUUACUCGUGCAGGUCGUGUGUAUGGUCACGUACGAAUGAUCCUAGCCCAUCCUGGAUACACAGAUCCGGGGCUCAGCGGUGGAACCCUUUGCGCCAGAGCUGCCGAGUUAGCCAUUCAGCUUCAAGAACAUGCAGCAGGAAAUACCAGGACUGUUGAAAAAAGCGGUCCGAUUAUGAGUAAGAAGUCACGCGCACGGUGUAAAGAGAUCGUGGCCCAUCGUGGUAGCUCCAUCGCCUACUGCCGCAAGGCUCCGGAGAGGUCAUUUCUCAGUAGACGCCGUUUCAUGAAUGAACAAAAUAGGGAAGACAAAGGGGGACAACAAAACGAUGGGCCUGGCCGGGAAUUGAACCCGGGACCUCCUCCAAAUGGCGAAAACCCUAAGAAGGAAUCAUACUACUAG
This is a messenger RNA of Stereum hirsutum FP-91666 SS1, 459 nucleotides long. RefSeq lists its product as uncharacterized. The transcript has 5 exons. NCBI's taxonomy places the organism in Eukaryota, Fungi, Basidiomycota, Agaricomycetes, Russulales, Stereaceae. The record is from RefSeq and is a predicted model, not a curated record. Bases 1 to 459 code for a protein of 152 amino acids.